AUGUCGAGACCUCCUUGGCCUUACUAUGCGAGCCUUUUGUCCUUAAGACAGAGUAAGAGUAAGGUCUUAUGCUAUGGGGAGGCCGCCAAGGAGCACCGCUCACAGCAGAGGAGUCGAGCCGCAAAACGCCGCUCCAACCUUGAAAAGGAAGAGCUAUUUCGAAAGAGAGAUGAUAUUCUGCAGCUGGCAACAACCGCCAAUCUCACGCCAGUGCGUGCUGCUUACGUCGAAUUUCUUCUCUCCAUAAAAAGCUGCCAGCACCAAACCGACUUCUCAAAAGACGUAAUUAAAACAUACGGUGGUAUUACAAAAGUCGGCAGAGAGUCUUUCUGCCAUAGCGUCCUGGAUGGCAGUCUCAGCCUGAGAGAACACUUCGUCGCAGCCCGUAUAUUUCCACUUUCGCUCGGACAAAGAGCAAUGGAUUACAUCUUUGGCCCUAGCGCAAGGUACGAAAUAAACUCGCCACAAAAUGCUUUACUCCUCCCUCCUAUAAUUAAGAAGCGCUUUGACUCCCAUCAGAUCGCCAUUGUUCCUACAGAGCUAGACACGCCAGGCCUCCAAGAAUGGAAGUUUUUCAUCCUUGACAAAUCCAGCCUUUGGAACGCGGCAAUAUUUCCUUCCGGGAUGAAAUUCUCUGAGCUACACGGGCGAAAACUGGUUUUCCCAACCGGUUUCCGGCCGCGAGCGGGCUACUUAUAUUUUCAUUACCUGAUGUCAAUGAUUGUCCUCUUUCGAUCUGUAAAGAAGACUGGUGAAGUCCGCAGUAAAUUUCCGGAUACUGAUUGGCCUGAGCUCACGAAGGCAUGGGCUACGCAUGGAAGCUAUCUUCGUGAUGACAUGAUACGUAGCUUUAUCAAAGAGGUCGGCCGGGACCUUCCGGAAGAGUUGAAAGAAAACGCCCUAGCUCACUGUGUGUCUUUACGCUCAGACGACGAAGUCGAAGAGGUUGUUGAGUCGCUGAGGAACAUGGGCAUGGAGAGUGAAAGCGAGGAUGAGAGUGAUGACGACGACGAUGAAUGA
Microsporum canis CBS 113480 is the source of this 1020-nucleotide messenger RNA. RefSeq lists its product as hypothetical. The transcript has 2 exons. The coding region runs from base 1 to 1020 and encodes 339 amino acids. NCBI's taxonomy places the organism in Eukaryota, Fungi, Ascomycota, Eurotiomycetes, Onygenales, Arthrodermataceae. The record is from RefSeq and is a predicted model, not a curated record.